This is a messenger RNA of Ascoidea rubescens DSM 1968, 2238 nucleotides long. RefSeq names its product acetyl-CoA synthetase-like protein. The transcript has 2 exons. Gene Ontology annotation, biological process: long-chain fatty acid metabolic process. NCBI's taxonomy places the organism in Eukaryota, Fungi, Ascomycota, Saccharomycetes, Ascoideales, Ascoideaceae. The coding region runs from base 1 to 2238 and encodes 745 amino acids. Gene Ontology annotation, cellular component: endoplasmic reticulum; membrane. The record is from RefSeq and is a predicted model, not a curated record. Gene Ontology annotation, molecular function: long-chain fatty acid-CoA ligase activity.
AUGGCUUCCUCAGAGAACAUCUAUCCUGUGUGCUAUCCUGAUAUCAUCACUGAGCACACCUCAAUUGAAGAAGCUCUUCAGUCAUUUCCUCUUCCAACAAAACAAAUCAACAGAUCUUAUCAUGUCGAAAACUCUAAAAAAACUGGUUAUUCUCCAGUUUUCAGAAACAUUUCUGCUAAGCAUGGCUUGAUUACGACUAUGCAUCCUGAUCUUACGACUGUCUAUGAUAUUUUUCAAUUUACCGCUAAAUCUUCCGCAAAGAGUCCCUUUUUAGGUAGAAGAAUUUUCCAUCCAUCUACAAAUGAGUUUGAUGAUUUUUACACUUAUGACGAUUUCGAAACUGUCCAGCACCAAAGGGACCAUUUGGGUUCUGGGAUAUUGUCAAUAAUUGAGCAAAAGUUUCCUGAAUUACUAUCAAAUGAUAACUCUCACGACGGUAAUAAAUUUGUCUUAUCAAUUUUUGCUUCAAAUUGUCCAGAGUGGAUUAUAACUGAUUUAAUGUGCCAUGCUUACUCAAUUCCAAAUACAACUUUGUAUGACACUUUAGGUCCAAAAUCUUCGUUUUAUAUCUUAUCUUUAACUCAAUCUCCUAUCAUUAUUCUAACAAAGGACAAAAUACUCAAAAUUUGUGAAUUGGUAUCAAAUUAUGACCAAUUUAAAGAUGAUUUCAAAGAUAUUAAACAAACUUUGAAAAUCAAUUUGAAAUUGAUGAUUUCAAUCGAUGAUUUAGACCCUGAAACUGAUCAAAACCUAUUUCAACUAACCAAAUCUUUAAAUGUCUCUUUAUGUUCCUUCAAUGAAAUUCUAUCAAUUGGUGAAUCUAAUCCUCAUCCAAACGUCCCCCCUAAUGCAAAUGAUUUAUUUACUAUCUCAUUCACUUCUGGUACAACUGGUACUCCCAAGGGUGUUGAAUUAACUCAUGCUAAUUUUAUGACUGCUGUUUCCUUCUUAUAUUGUCAUGUUGACGUCCCCAAAAAUGCACAUUCUCUAUGUUUCUUGCCUCUAGCUCAUGUGCUUGAAAGAUAUAAAGUUGUUUAUGAAAUUUCAGCGGGUGCUGCUUUAGCUUUUCCUCAUAUCCCAGGAAAAGUUCAAACUUAUAUUGACGAUAUUAAAAUCAUGGGCAAUUCAACUCAUUUAUGUGCCGUUCCAAGAUUAUAUAAUAGAAUUGAAUCGGGUUUGAAACAAAAUUUAAAAUCAAUUCCUGGCUUUAAAGGUUAUUUAAUUAGAUACAUUGUCGGCUUUAAACAAAGAUUGUUAUUCAAUUAUCAUGUUUCCGAAUCCGCUUGGUUGAAUCAAUUACUUAAUAAAUUUUUCAUCAAUAAAAUCAAAUCUAAAAUUGGUUUUAAAGAUUUAAAUUUUUUAAUUAGUGGUUCUGCUCCAUUGAAUGAAAAAUCAAUUAAAUAUCUCAGAGCAGCUUUAGCUUGUAGAUUUUUCAUUGGUUAUGGUUCAACUGAAACUUUUGCUGCUAUUGCUAUUAGUGACUCUUUAGAUAUCAAGCCCGAUAACUGUGGUCCAGUUGGUGUUACCGCUGAAUUGAAAUUAAAAGAUGUCCCUGAACUAAAUUACACUUGGGACUUGAAUAAAUCUGGUGAAAUUUUAGUCUCUGGUCCUCAAAUCUCAAAUCACUAUUAUAAAGAUGACAAAAAGACUGCCGAGUCCUUUGAAGAAGAUGAACUAGUUCCAGGAAAAAAAUGGUUUAAAACUGGUGAUAUUGCCAAAAUCGACGAAAAACAUGGAAAUAAAAUUAUUAUCAUUGAUAGAGUCAAAAAUUUCUUUAAAUUAAGUCAAGGUGAAUAUAUUGCUGUUGAAAAGGUGGAAAAUUCUUAUUCGACCUAUUGUGCUAACUUAAUUGACCAUAUUUUCAUUUAUGGUGAUUCAUACCAAUCAUAUCUAGUUGGUAUUGUAGGUAUUACAUCAGCUUAUGAUGAGAACAUUGAAGGGUUUAAUAAUGAAGGGUUUAAUAAGUCAUUAGAAACUUUAUUGGGUAAAAAAUUAAAAAAUAAUGAUUUGUCGUUAAGAAGAUUUUUAAUAUUGGAGAUGAAUCAAUUGAUUUCGCCAAGUGGAUUGUUUGGAUUUGAAAAGAUUAAAAAUUGUUAUUUCAAGGUUUCGCCAAUGACAAUUGAUAAUGAUUGUUUAACACCUACGUUAAAGAUUAAAAGAUUUAGUUGCAAGAAAGAGUUUAAAGGGGAUAUUGAAAGGUUGUAUAAAGAAGGUGCAUUAAAUCUAAGAAAGUAUUAA